AUGGAUCCACUAACACAGAAGUGCACUAAGUGCAAGAAACACCUACCUCUUACUCAGUUUGUUCCAGAGAGGGGAACUAAAACCCUUUCGCAAUGUGCAUCAUGUCGCGCUAGUAAAAAAGCUGCUGUUGCCAAGAAGAAGAGUAACGCCGCGAACACAGUUACCGACGGAUUCCAAGUCUGUAAUAGCUGUCACUCCUUAAAGCCUCUAGAUCAGUAUAUCCCGGAAUCAGGAAGACGCAGACUCAAGAUUACAACAUGUCUUACCUGCCGCCAGUAUCUCAAGGCUUCAGAUGUGAGAAGAGCUACAGCACUCCACGAACCUCCCCAAGUCGAACAUCCUCCAGUUGAAGCUCACCCAGUUGAAGCUCCCCAAGUUGAACACUCCCUAGUUGAAUUAGCUGAAGAUCCACUGGCGAUAUUACCAGAGUGGGCAAUGAUCUUAGCUUUUCGAGAGGGGUUAUCAGCUGAGAAGAUGGAUACCUAUUUACACUAUGAUGAGACAUGGUUUAGCAUGAACGUGAAAGAUAAUAUCUGUGCUCGGUGCCGUAAAGUUGACUUAGAUGCUACUCAAUGUCAUCUCUUUAGCAAGGAGAAUAAUAUGCACCCUGGCCAGCUACCAACCCUACCAGAGUUAACGCAAGUUGAGGAGAUGUUAAUUGCUCGUGUGCAUGUUUUCAUGGAAGUGCGACUCGUUCGGGGUCAACAGUUCAAAUAUCGAGGCCAUAUUGUCAACUUCCUACGGGAUAUUGGUAAAGUUUUUACUUAA
Molecule: messenger RNA, 768 nt
Organism: Penicillium taxi
Lineage: Eukaryota; Fungi; Ascomycota; Eurotiomycetes; Eurotiales; Aspergillaceae
Exons: 2
Coding region: 1-768 (255 amino acids)
Source: RefSeq, a predicted model, not a curated record